This is a messenger RNA of Drosophila elegans, 1414 nucleotides long. Its product is annotated as zinc finger protein 622. Gene Ontology annotation, molecular function: nucleic acid binding; zinc ion binding. Gene Ontology annotation, cellular component: preribosome, large subunit precursor. The record is from RefSeq and is a predicted model, not a curated record. Gene Ontology annotation, biological process: ribosomal large subunit biogenesis. The transcript has 3 exons. Bases 118 to 1353 code for a protein of 411 amino acids. NCBI's taxonomy places the organism in Eukaryota, Metazoa, Arthropoda, Insecta, Diptera, Drosophilidae.
UUUUUCUGCUAUCACCAUCACUAGCAGAUCGAGCAGCCCGUUGUGAAAUACGCCAUUCCAAAAUUAUCAGCAAAUCAGCGGAAAUCCCGAACUGAUACACCACCACCAUCCAACGGAAUGUCGCACUUCACCUGUUUGAACUGCGAUGCCCGCUUCGCCAGCGCGGAUGUGCAGCGGGAUCACUACAAGACGGACUGGCACCGCUACAACCUGAAGCGCAGGGUGGCCCAGCUGCCGCCCGUGACCGCCGAGGAGUUCCAGCAGCGCGUGCUGAGCGCCCGCAGCGCCACCGAUGCCGCCCUGGAGGAGCAGAACCUGAGUGUCUACUGCCAGGCCUGUCGCCGCCAAUUCGGUAGCCAGAAGGCCCACGACAACCACCUGAACAGCCGCAAGCACAAGGAGCUGCUGGCCCGCUUCGAGCGGAACCAGAUGACCGCCAGUGGCGGCAGUGCCAGCACCACGGCGUCCGUCUGCACGCGCAGCGUCCUGGAGCCACGCCCACAUCCCGCCCUGGCCGCUGCAGCGGCUGGCAAGGGUCGACUGGCCUUCGCCGAGCGGACAGCCAAGGCGGACGAUGGCGAGGAAAUGGACGCGGAGUACGAUGACGACGACGAGUUCGAGGAUAUUGAGGAGGAGGAGGUGGACUCCGAUGAGUGGGACAAGAUACCCGAGAACCCGCUUACAGAGCGCGACUGUCUGUUCUGUGCACACACUAGCGAGGAUCUGGUGGAGAACCUAAAGCACAUGUCCGUGGCGCACUCCUUCUUCAUUCCGGACACCGAAUACUGCACGGACAUCGAGGGCCUGCUGUACUACCUGGGCGAAAAGGUGGCCAACUAUUUCAUCUGCCUGUUUUGCAACGAUCGCGGCAAGACUUUCUACUCCCUGGAUGCGGUGCGCAAGCACAUGGUCGACAAGGGCCACUGUCAGAUGCUGCACGAGGGCGUGGCACUGGCCGAAUAUGCCGAGUACUACGACUAUAGCUCCAGUUACCCCGAUAAUAAAGAGGGCAUGGACAUUGAUGACGAGGUGGUGCCGGAUCUGCUCGACGGCGAUGAGUACCAGUUGGUGCUGCCCUCCGGCGCAGUCAUCGGGCAUCGAUCCCUGCUCCGCUAUUACCGCCAGCGUCUGCGGCCGGAGCGCGCCGUGGUGCUGCAGAAGUCCGACCGCAAGCUGCACCGCGUGCUCAGCGAGUACCGGGCACUGGGAUGGACGCACACCCAACAGUUGUCCGCCGCUCGCAAGGCUCGGGAUAUCCAUCUGAUGAAGCGCGUGCAGUCCAAGUGGCAGAUGAAACUGGGCUGCAAGGCCAACAAGCUGCAGAAGCACUAUCGCGCCCAAGUUCUGAUCUAAUCAUUUAGCUUUCAUCCCGUGUGAUUGUACAAAAUUAAAUAAAAAUAAAAAUACAACUCGA